Molecule: messenger RNA, 1513 nt
Organism: Camellia sinensis
Lineage: Eukaryota; Viridiplantae; Streptophyta; Magnoliopsida; Ericales; Theaceae
Product: inositol polyphosphate multikinase beta
Biological process (GO): inositol phosphate biosynthetic process
Cellular component (GO): cytoplasm; nucleus
Molecular function (GO): inositol-1,4,5-trisphosphate 3-kinase activity; inositol tetrakisphosphate kinase activity
Source: RefSeq, a predicted model, not a curated record
CCGCUAUCUCGUUAGGGGGAGAGUGGUAUCGAUGAGAUUACGGAUGAGACGUCAUCAUAUCAGCAUGAGUUGUCUUUUUUCCUUCCUAAUUAGCGAGCUGUUAUUUGUGGUGAGGGGGAGCCUAGCAGUUCUGUUGAUGAGGAGUCGAAUAUCGGUGGUCGUUUGGACAGAGUUGAUUUUAAGAUUUAUUCAUGGCAUCAGAAAGAGUAGGCUUCUCUUGUGCCACCACGUCAAUCGUCAUCUCCUAUGCCAGUUCCACACCCAGUUUCCAUUGACUAUACAGAGUUCAUACACUCUAGACAUGUUUAAAGUCCCAGUUCAUCAAGUUGCUGGCCAUCAAGCCAUUGGUGGAAAGCUUGGGCCCCUUGUGGAUGAUGACGGACGAUUCUACAAGCCUCUCCAAAGUGGUGAACGUGGGUCCACUGAAAAAGCCUUCUAUACAUCAUUCUCCUCCAACACUAGCAUUCCAGAGGACAUUCGCAGGUUCUUCCCUGUUUUCCAUGGCACUCAGGUUCUAGAGGCAUCUGAUGGAUCUGGCCCAUGUCCUCACCUUGUUUUGCAAGAUAUUGUCUCAGGUCACCUCAGCCCAUCCAUCAUGGACAUUAAGAUGGGUGCCAACACCUGGCCCCCGCAAUCACCUGAGGACUAUAUAACAAGAUGCUUGGAGAAGGAUAGGGAAACUACAAGCAUCAAUUUGGGUUUCAGGAUAGAGGGGUUCCAUAUAUAUAGAAGUGAAGAGUCAGAUCUCUGGAAGCCUGAGAAACAGUUUAUCAAGAGUUUUUCUGCACAGGAUGUUAGAUUAGUUCUGAAGAAGUUUGUUUCUUCCAAUGCAUCUCCAGAUUUAGAUUUGAACCCGGAUUGCGCUUUCGCGUCGAUUGUUUACGGUGGUUCCACUGGUAUUUUGGCACAACUGCGGGAGCUGAAAGCAUGGUUUGAGGUUCAAACUAUUUACCGUUUCUAUUCUUGUUCAGUCCUUAUGAUGCAUGGAAAGGGGGGCUCGGGCGCAGCUGUCAAAUUGGUUGAUUUUGCACAUGUUGUGGAUGGAGAAGGGGUUAUUGAUCACAACUUUUUAGGUGGACUCUGUUCUUUGAUAGAGUUUAUCUCGAAAGCCACUCAAGAUGAGUACCCAAACAAAACUUGUUUGAAGGACUCUGAGAACAACCGGUCUUCUUCUGAUAAUUGUACCUGUGAAUAAACAGAGCAUGGUGAGUCCUUUUUAACUAUACGCAUUGCAUGCUAGUGCUCUAUUCUGCAUUAUUUGGUGUUUUCCGAACUUAGUUCUUUUUAGAGUUGAAACUUUCUGAGAUUACUGAAAUCGUUGUAAUGAAUUUAAGUUACUUGAAGAUAUUUGAACUCAAUUUGAUUGUCGCCCGUCUGGCUAAGGGAGAGAUUCUUGUUACUAAAAUGAUCUCAAGAUACACAAACAAUAUAUCAAUCUAUCUAUAUAUAAAUCUGUGUACCUUCCUUUAUUAUUCUGUAUCAUCCAACUGCUUGACUAAUUCUGUUUUUUCCA